UUAGGCCCUGUAUCUGUUUCCUGUGUCCGGUGUGCAUGCGAGUGUUUCGUGAAGAGGAGAGAGAGAUAGAUAGAUAGAUAGAGAGAGAGAGAGAGAGAGGAUGGCUAUGGCUUCAGGUCACAAGUUUGCCAACUUUUUUCCGAGCGUGUCGGACUCCAGUGUGCAACAGCAAUCGCACGAUCUGCCCGCCUAUUUUAACUCACGGCGCGCUUUACUUGUCGGACCACCGCGUAGCGGAAAGACGUCGCUGUUAUUUCAGUUCUGUUACAAUUGUGCUCGGGAGUCGGGAUCGCGAUCGCAUGUCGUAUUUAUCUGUCAAAAGAAGAGGAUUGAAAAUGGUCCACCCUUACUGUCUCGGGGAGUAGACCCUUCAUCAGAAGUCUUCAAUAGAGUGCAUAUGAGGUAUUUGGUCGAUGACAAGGAACUCAGGAAAUACUUGGCAUGCCUACAUCUGCUUCCCAACUCACAGUUACCGACUGCUCUAGUGAUCGACAAUUUUUCGGCGUUCUUUGAUCAGAGCAGCAGUCAUGUGGGGGGUGGGGUCCGAUCUGCGCACGGGCGUGCUCAAGAUAUGGCCAUCGCAAGAACGCUUGCGUUAUUAUGCGAUGCUGUCGAUUUCGUAAGGCAGAAUGACCAGCCAAUUUGCAAACUUCUUGUCUCUGACACGUCAGGAGCAGAUGGACCUCGGUCUCUAUAUCUGUUCCAGCGCUGGUUCCCGCUUAUCUUCCACAUCAAAGCUCUUGAACCUGGGAAGUUUUCUCUGUCAGUUUUUCGCGACAGCCUUGGUCCUGGCGGGUUCCAUGUGUCGGCAAGGUAUUCGCUUUUGGAGCAUUGCUUGAGCCUCCUUUCACUGGAGUUCGUUCCCAGUCCCCCCGCAGUUGCAGAGAAGUAGCUGCUGCAGUGAGAGUGAGGCCAGCGUUCUUUCGCUGGGUUCUGUCAAAAUGAGCGAGCGAUAUAUGUUCACAAUCAGAUUAUCAAUUUAGUAUUCGAAUUGUCAGUAGCCCAGUCAAAAAACGCAAAUGAUGUCACAAUAGCAGGCUUGGGUCUUCCAGGUUCUUCAAGUCUUAUCCAUUGUUAUUCUCCGAAUGCAAUAAAAUUUAAAUAAUAGU
Chara braunii is the source of this 1109-nucleotide messenger RNA. NCBI's taxonomy places the organism in Eukaryota, Viridiplantae, Streptophyta, Charophyceae, Charales, Characeae. The record is from the annotation of a GenBank genome assembly.